This is a messenger RNA of Amphibalanus amphitrite, 2682 nucleotides long. RefSeq names its product nascent polypeptide-associated complex subunit alpha, muscle-specific form-like. The transcript has 5 exons. Lineage: Eukaryota; Metazoa; Arthropoda; Thecostraca; Balanomorpha; Balanidae. The coding region runs from base 256 to 2136 and encodes 626 amino acids. The record is from RefSeq and is a predicted model, not a curated record.
GCUGCGCGCGCGCCGCACGGGGGCGGCCGCCGGGAGAAAGUGUCGAGCUGCCGGCAGCGGCGGCUGAGCGCCGGCCGCCAGUGGUCAUCACGCUGGUGGGCAGAGGUGUGCGCGGCGACGGGCCGCCCGUGCAGCUCUGUGUGUGUGUGUGAGACGUUGCACAGUGCAGAGUGAGGACCAGUGGGGACUCGUGGUGACCACUGAGGACCGGCGGGACCAGCGGGGACCGGCGGUCGGACCGCGCGCAGCCGCACCAUGCAGGUGCGCGCCUGGUGUCUGCUACUGAUCUUGGCAUCCUGCACGUCCACGUACGACUACAUCGACCAGUUCGUCGACGAACUGCUCCUCUCCCGGCCUGAGGUCCGGCAGCUCCUUGUGGAGGUGGUCCGCCAGCAGCAGAAGGCCGCCCUGCGUCCCCCCGAGCACUCGUUCGGCCGCUCUCUGGCAGACCCUCCUCCGGACACCCAGGGACGCUUCCUCAACUCGCUGCUCUUCGGCGACGGACCGGCGGACCCGUACCUCCAGGACGGCAUCAGCUUCCUGCAGAACGUCAACCGGCUGGACCGGCGCCGCUGCGUGCCCCGCCUGCUCUGCUCCGCCGUCUCCGGCAUCUUCACCGGCUUCGGCAGACCGACCGGGAGCGGGGCGACGCCGGCCCCGCCGACCGUCAGUCCACCGGCACCCCCUACUGUCAGACCGCUGCCACCGGCACCUCCGACUAACAGACCCCAGCCGCCGGCACCCCCUACUAUCAGACCUCAGCCGCCGGCACCUCCGACUAACAGACCCCAGCCGCCGGCUCCCCCUACUAACAGACCCCAGCCGCCGGCUCCUCCCACUAACAGACCUCAGCCGCCGGCUCCUCCCACCAGCAGACCUCAACCUCCCGCGCCGCCUCCGUCCCCGAUUCCCCUGCCUCCGGCGCCAGUCACAAGGCCCACUACUCGGCCUGCGCCGCCCCCCACCAGGCCUCCGUCGCCGCCGCCGCAGCCCCCGGCGCCGCCGACCUCACGGCCGCAGCCCCCAGUGCCACCCCCGGUGACGCCGCUGCCCCGUCCGCCAGUCAUCCUGCCGCCGGCGCCUCCCGUCGGCGGUCCGCCGGCGCCCCCUGUGGGUCCGCCGGCGCCGCCCGUAGCUCCGCCGGCGCCGCCCUCCGACGCGCUCCGCGAGAGCCCGGACGCGUUCUUUGAGAGGCCGGUCAACACCCUGGCGUUCGGUGCGCCCGAGGUGGGCCGCAGCCUGGACUUUGGCCGGCCGGCCCGGUUCGACCCCAGCUCUCGGAGGGUAUCGGUGUUCGCCGACGACACGCCGAUCCUGGCUGACGACCUGGGCCUGACGCCGGUCCAGUCGCGCCACUCGCUGCCGCGCGGCCCCAACGAGCUGGGCGGCUCAGCGCCGCCGGGCCGCGGCUCCGGCAGGGUGCUGUUUAUCGACCCCAGCGGGCCCGGCCAGAGCUCCGGGUUCGGGCCGCCGCCGGUGACCGCUGCCAGGGAGGUGUUCCGGGUCGGCGCGCCGGGGCCGCGGGACGCGCCUGUCGGCCGGGUCGGUCAGCCGCGGACCGGCGGCCGGGUGCGGUUCGAGGAGGACGCCGUGUCGGGCCGCUCGGCGGGCCGGCCCGUGUCGGCCGAGGAGCUGCUGUUUCCGGACGAGUUCCGGGCGCCGGCACUGCCAUCUGGCGGCCGGCGCACGCUGCGCCAGGCGACCCGACCGCCCUCUACCGGGCGGAUACGGUUUCCCGAGAGGAGGCGGAAGAAGAGGACCGUGCCGAUCAUCAGCGGCUUCCUAAGGAUGCUGACCACGCUGGCCCAGCCGAGCGCGUUCUCGCCGUUCACCACGGCGGCUCUGGACGGCAGCACUGCCGGCUCUCGGCAGGACUGCGCCCGGCUCUACCCGCAGUGUCCCGUCAACACCCGGCCCGGCGACAGCGAGUUCCUGCACAUCUUCAACAACCUGAACCAGUACGCGCCCGGGCUGCAGGACGCGCUGGGCUCGCAGCUGCUGAACAGCGUGCCGGCGCUGGACGCGUUCCGUGUGAGGCAGCGGCGGGAGGCCAGCGGCCGGCGCAGACAGAGGGGGGAGGCCAGCGGCCGGCGCAGACGGCGGCUGAGCGGGCGCCUCAGGCGGCGGCGGAGAUAGACCUCAGAUAGACAGAGACCGGCGCAGAGACCGGCACAGACCGAGAGACUGAACUGGCCGGCAGUCUGAGGCGGAGACGAGAGCCGGGUGCACUCGAGGAAAGCGGAGUGUAGACUUCAGCCGGGUGCACUCGAGAGGAGCGGAGUGUAGACUUCAGCCCGGUGCACUCGAGGAAAGCGGAGUGUAGACUUCAGCCCGGUGCACUCGAGGAAAGCGGAGUGUAGACUUCAGCCCGGUGCACUCGAGGAAAGCGGAGUGUAGACUUCAGCCGGGUGCACUCGAGAGGAGCGGAGUGUAGACUUCAUGAGGAGCUUCAAUGAAGGACGAGUGCCUUUCAUUUACAGGUUUGAAACAGAAAACAUCCUAUUGUGCCCGAAAGUGCUGAAUUUGCCGGACGAAAGACAGCUUCGAGGGUGCCAUAACCUGUUAGGUGAUGUUAACGAUGCUGCCAUCCAAUUUGUUGUCUCUGGUUUGCAGUUGCUUUGGCUUAUUGCCAUCGCACACUUUUACAUUUGAUUUACAAAGCGAAUGUACCCGUUUUAGUUA